Messenger RNA from Ceratina calcarata, 1728 nucleotides. It is a transcript of the gene Lipt1, whose product is annotated as Lipoyltransferase 1. The transcript has 4 exons. Lineage: Eukaryota; Metazoa; Arthropoda; Insecta; Hymenoptera; Apidae. The record is from RefSeq and is a predicted model, not a curated record. Bases 250 to 1443 code for a protein of 397 amino acids. Gene Ontology annotation, cellular component: mitochondrion; cytoplasm. Gene Ontology annotation, biological process: protein lipoylation. Gene Ontology annotation, molecular function: lipoyltransferase activity.
CUGAUCAAAAUAUUAACCAUUACCAAGGCUGAUUUUGCUAAAUUACGCAAGUGUUUAAAAACUGUUCAGUUCAGUAGUCAAAGACUGAUUUUCAAGACAGAAUCUUUCUCAAAAGAGUACGGUUUUCAUAUUGAUACCAACACGCGAUUCAUCGUCGCAUAAUAGCGUGCAUGCGCGAAUAAACGACAGACAGAGAGAGAGACAGAAAGAGAAAAGAAACUCGAUUUACACGUGUGAACGCUGUUCAAAAUGUCUCUGAUAAAUAGAUUCACGAUUAUCGUCAGACGCAGAACUCCGUUCGAAAAUUUACGUCACGUGUCUAAAUACUCGACGAGUUCCAAUGAAAAUAAAAAAGAUCUUAACGGUACGAUUACGAAGUCAGUAUUCAUAUCGCAAUCCACAGAUGUGUUCACCAAUUUAGCCCUAGAGGAUUGGUUUUAUAGAAAUUACAAUUUCACCAAUCAUCAUGUAUUACUUUUCUGGCGUAAUGACCCGUGUAUCGUGAUCGGACGUCAUCAGAACCCUUGGAUCGAGCACAACACUCAAUUGGCCGAGAAACGGGGUAUAGUGCUGGCCCGUCGGAACAGCGGCGGUGGUACCGUUUACCACGAUAAUGGUAAUUUGAAUCUGACCUUCUUCACACCGCGGGAACGAUACAACAGAAAAUACAAUCUGGACAUCAUUACCAGAGCUCUGUAUCGGGAAUGGGGCUUGCAAGCGGACAUCAAUAAACGCGAGGACAUCGUUGUUGAAGGGAAAUACAAAGUAUCCUUUCAUAUAUCUGGUACCGCAGCAAAAUUAGGACGACCGAACGCAUACCAUCACUGCACGCUAUUGGUCAAUGUAAACAAAACAGCUUUAGGUUUAGCUCUGGAGAGGACCGAGAAUGACGUAGAAACAAAUGCUACAGCAUCCACACGUUCUCCGAUAAAAAAUCUAAUUGACGUAAAUUCUCAUAUUCAAAUGGAGAAACUCAUUACCGCGAUCGGCUGGGAAUAUCUCCGUACGAAAGCUCUUGUUGUAGAAGACGGUGGCCAGGAGCUUAUCCAACGUCAGAAAGGAUUUCAAUAUAUUAAUCCAACCGAGGACUGGUUCCCAGGACUGGAUAAAUUAAUAAGCGAAUUUCGUUCGUGGGAAUGGAACUACGCAAAGACACCGAAAUUCAGUGUGACGCGCGUUUUAGACCUGCCCGUGCAGGACAACAAGGUUCAUCGAUUUAAUUUGACGCUAGAGAUUCAAAACGGUAUCAUCGAGGAGGUAAAGAUGAGAAUGCCAGCAGAUUUGAUAUCAAACGAAAUUAACCAAGACGCGAGCGUAAUAACGAAUCUACGUGGCACGAAAUACGAUCACGACGUAAUGGAAAGUAUAAUAUCCACGAUAGGUUGUAAGACGGUUACGCUAAGUACGAACGAAAAUAAAAGUAAUAUGGUUGCUACGCAAUGAUUAAAACCAUCACACAAUCAUAAUGAUCAUACUUAAAUUAUUUGUUGUGUUUAGAAAAUCGAAUUAUUGUAUAAUAGACCGGGAAUCUAUUACAGGCUCGUAUCGCAUAUAUGGUUUUGCAUAAAGACUUUUUAUUAUUCACUGCUGUUAUAUGCAUGUAGUAUAUUGUAAUAUAAAUGUACAAAAAGGAAGAUUAUACAUCGUACGAUUGUAUAUCACAAUUUUAUAUUUUUACAUUAUGGAUGUGUAUAUGUGUUAUUUUAAUAAACCGUUGUUAUUAAUAAA